UAUCUGUGGUUUUAGUUUGAGGUCGCAUCGGAAAUCGGAAUCAACAGGGUAUGGAGUGGGCGGCGAGAAGAGAUCACCUCCGUGGAGUUCCUCGCAAAAUGAUUUUCAUGGCGGUGGGAGCAUUCGCCAAGGCUGUGGCCAAUCUGCUAAACACCACCACCGUUUACAACGCCGAAACCCUCCUCCGCCUUGUCCGGCACCGCCCCUCUGGCGUCCCCCUUAUCACUGUCAGCAAUCACAUGUCCACGUUGGAUGACCCAGUAUUGUGGGGAUUCAAGGGUUUUCCUAUAACGGAUGUUGAGUUAGGGAGAUGGGUACUUGCAGCUGAAGAUAUAUGCUUCAAAAACCCACUCUAUUCAUAUUGUUUUCGACUUGGGAAAUGUAUUCCUAUAAGAAGAGGUGGUGGAAUCUAUCAGGAGCACAUGAAUGAGGCACUUGAUCGCUUGGCUGAUGGAGCUUGGUUGCAUACAUUUCCAGAAGGAAAAGUGUAUCAAGAAGAUGCACCUAUACGAAGGUUGAAGUGGGGAACCGCCAGUCUCAUUGUUCGUGCCCCCGUCACUCCGAUAGUUUUGCCAAUAGUUCAUCAGGGUUUUGAACAGGUUAUGCCUGAGAAUUAUAUGUUUGGCAGAAGGCCACCUUUCCCUUUGUGCAACAAGGAUGUUCGGAUACAUGUAGGCGAGCCAAUUGUGUUUGAUGUCCCGAAACUGAAGCAAGAGGCGGUAGAAACGUCGAGGGAUUUAUCAUUCUCUCACUCUGGAUGGCCCAAGACCAUGUGUGGAUUGGAUGAGGCUGCACAGAGAUCACUUUAUACCAAUAUAUCGGACCAAAUUCGACAGGUCUUGGAGAGCUUGCGCACAUCAUCUCUCAAACUCAACUGAAUCACUCUUCACCAAAGAAUCUUCAUUUUCUAAACUUUUUUGUAUUGUUGUUAGAUAUCGUUCUCCUUAUUACACAUGAACAUCCAAAUCCAUUUUUGCUAUACUUGACUUUCUUCA
Messenger RNA from Salvia hispanica, 995 nucleotides. Its product is annotated as Phospholipid/glycerol acyltransferase family protein. Gene Ontology annotation, biological process: phospholipid metabolic process. The record is from RefSeq and is a predicted model, not a curated record. Lineage: Eukaryota; Viridiplantae; Streptophyta; Magnoliopsida; Lamiales; Lamiaceae.